This is a messenger RNA of Pseudoliparis swirei, 980 nucleotides long. RefSeq lists its product as uncharacterized. Lineage: Eukaryota; Metazoa; Chordata; Actinopteri; Perciformes; Liparidae. The transcript is spliced from 5 exons. The record is from RefSeq and is a predicted model, not a curated record. The coding region runs from base 13 to 627 and encodes 204 amino acids.
GUAAAGUUCACGAUGCUUUGGCGGUGCUUUAUCUGCUGCGUUUUUAUUUCUUUUUCAUUGAAACUGUUAUUGAGCCAUAUCAAUCGACAGCACAGUCGCAGCCCUGAUUUCAGGUUGCUCUGUGGUAUUGACGGAUGCACCGAGGAAUAUCGAGUGUACAACUCCUUCUACCAUCAUGUAAAGAGAAGACACUCUCAACAUCUUCAUGAAGGCACCAGACCAGAUGACGGCAUCCAAGCAGGUGAACAUCCGCUGGAGGAAAGCCAAGUACUGCCACAACAAGACAACAUUCAACCCGAUCAGCUUAUAGCCAACUCCAGCAUCACUGAUCACCAACUCCAUACACAUGACUCAGAUGAAGGGCAAAUGGGCGUUAACCAAGAUGGAGCUGUCACAGUGCAACAAGAUUUGACAACACGUGCCACUGCCUUUGUGAUAAAUGCCCGAGCCAAGCAUCGUCUCUCACAGAAAGGCAUGAAUGACAUUGUUGCUGGGGUACAGCAGUAUCAGUCAUCACUACUGGACAACCUCAGGAAGCAGAUGGAGGGAGUGAUAAAGAAGCAUUCAGGAAGCCCAUCAGUGUACUUCCUGUCUGGCCUGCAGUCACCAGGACGUACGCCGAGCUGAGGCUCGGACACGACGGCCAGAUGCAGGUCGGCGCUUCCAGAGAGCAGCUGACGUCCUGUUGUGCAUCUGUUGGUCAUGUGACAUCGUAGCUGAGUUCAGUGAGUUGUUGAUGUUGGUUAUUACAGCUUUAUUACACACUACCCGUCAACACUUUUAGAACACCUCAAUUCUCCCAGUUUUUUAUUGAGAUGUGAGCAGUUUAAGUAAAAAGUUUUGGUUACCAAAAACUGAAAAAUAAUGUACAUUUGAGAGUUCUACAAAAAGGCCUUUUUCUGAUAACAAGUAAUGAGUUAAUAACUUGCAGCUGUUCUGCAAGUUCAGGAAGUAAAUUAAACUUUGAAAGUUGAUGCUAA